This is a messenger RNA of Ctenocephalides felis (cat flea), 603 nucleotides long. RefSeq names its product histone H2A-like. The transcript is spliced from 3 exons. Gene Ontology annotation, molecular function: DNA binding; structural constituent of chromatin; protein heterodimerization activity. Bases 140 to 559 code for a protein of 139 amino acids. Gene Ontology annotation, cellular component: nucleosome. The record is from RefSeq and is a predicted model, not a curated record. NCBI's taxonomy places the organism in Eukaryota, Metazoa, Arthropoda, Insecta, Siphonaptera, Pulicidae.
UGCUUCGUUUUCCCUCGGUUUUCUAUUCGCUAUUAUUAAAGUCGCUUUGUUAACUCGAAGAGGUACUUGCUCUGAAAGUUCAGAUAUAUUAUCUGUUUUGGUUUUGAAUUGUUUUAUAUUUAUUUUCUAAAGUGCAAAUAUGUCUGGACGUGGCAAAGGCAAAGCUAAGGGAGUUAAAUCAAAAUCCCGCAGCAACCGCGCCGGCUUACAAUUCCCUGUCGGUAGAAUUCACAGGCUUUUGAGAAAAGGAAAUUAUGCUGAACGGGUCGGCGCUGGAGCACCCGUCUACUUAGCUGCUGUCAUGGAAUACUUGGCAGCUGAAGUCCUUGAAUUGGCGGGAAAUGCAGCUAGAGAUAACAAAAAGACAAGAAUUAUUCCCCGUCAUCUCCAACUGGCGAUCCGUAACGACGAAGAGUUGAAUAAGCUACUUUGCGGAGUCACUAUCGCUCAAGGAGGUGUUUUGCCUAACAUUCAAACUGUUUUAUUACCUAAGAAAACUACUACGAAUACAUCUGCACCUGCAAAGGGAGGAAAGACCCAACCAUCACAAGAAUAUUAAAUUUUAAACUAAGUUAUUAUAAGCCAUUUUUAUAAAUUGAUCAU